Molecule: messenger RNA, 1946 nt
Organism: Chilo suppressalis (striped riceborer)
Lineage: Eukaryota; Metazoa; Arthropoda; Insecta; Lepidoptera; Crambidae
Source: the annotation of a GenBank genome assembly
GCGCUCUCCUCGCUCGCUCGCGUCUGUGUCCGCGCGUACCAGCUCCCCGUACCACGAACUGAAACCAGUAAAGAAAAACGGAGUAGGUGACCACAGAAAAAAAGGGAGAACGAACAAGAAACACAGAACACACACACAAACAUGAAGUUGUCAACGUAUCUACUGGUGUUGUGCGCGUCGCUGGUCGCCGUUACGGCUGCGCCUGCGCCGGAACCAGAACCGGCGGCGAACCCGCAGCCGGAGGCGAACCCACAGCCCAACCCGGACGACCGGCCGGAGAUCAUCGAGAUCAUCGCACCAGCGGCCAGCGCACAGGAGACGUUAGCUACGCUGAACCUCGGUGCUCCCGGCUCCGAACUGAGUGAAAGAAACAAACGUACGAUCGGCAUCCUCAGGCAACUUUUCCCCACAUUAACACAGAACGCGGCCGCUGAUGAGAACCAACUCCUUUCUGGAGCGGAGUCUCAGCAAGCCGAGGUGCGGGUAGCAUUCGGUGAAGGUCAAAGCCAGGACCAGCAAGUAGCAGCCAGUGAAGACCAACAGGCUAAUUCGGCUACGAUUGACGAAAUCACCCUUGAUGAUGCUGACAACAGCGAAGAAAACAGGAACAAACGAUUUCUGAGCUUCGGAGGCCAAGCAGGAGCAUCCGGAGGCGGCUCUGGUAACUUCUUAUUCGACAUCGUCAGGCUCGUAGCCGGUUCAUCAUCGGGCUCAUCUGGAGGUGACGCAGCAGCAGCCGAGGGUGAUGACGCCGGCGCAGCCAAGGGAGACAACCUCACAGAAGGAGUCCCCGGCCCCAUCACCAGGCUCUUUAUCAUCGCCAACCGCGGCAUAGCCAACCUCAUCCAGGACCUCAUCCUCCGUAUCGCCCAGACCUCCGAGAGGAUAGUCAACUUCAAGGCGCGACUCAUCACCUCCAUCAUUUAACGCGUCCGCGUCUAGACCAAUAACACUAGUUUUAGCAGUAGCUUAGAAGGAUCUGGAAAUGGGUGGACGUGACUAUGAAGACACUAUAGCGAGUGUCUUACGUAUUGGUAAUGAUUGUUAUUGAAUAUACAAUUCUAAAGAUAAGGUUCAAAUUGUUUUGUAGUUGUGUGAUGAACAAAUUUAGUGCAGUCGCGUUGGCAUCAAUUUUUAAAUAGAAAGCAGUUCCGCUGGCGUUCCUGUGCUACGUAGCCAUUCGAGGUUAAGAGGUGUUUAAGUAAUUAUUUUGUAUAAUGAAUUUAUUUUUAAUGAAAGAUUUAAGUUAUGCCAAGCCAUGUCCUCUCAUCUGUAGAACCGAUAAAUAGUGAGUGCUACGCUGGCCGGCCCACCAGACAAUUAGUGGAACAGCGGAUUACUUAGCUCAUAAUUUUACAACCUUUUUUAUUUUUUAUUAAUCGAAUUUAUUUCCGCGUGUUCCAACUUUGAUCGAAGGAGAUCGUCUAUGGCUCAGAAGGUAUAUAGGAUCGGUCGUUUUCACAGACAUAAAUUAAAAUAGACAGCGCAACUGUUUCAAAUUGCAUAAAAAAAUGUGGUGGAAAAGAAUUGGCCUUGAGCCCCUUUGAGCCACUGACCACUGGUUUCUAUUCUAUCGAUUUUACAUCUGAAUAUGACAUAGUCAGACAUUUUAUAAAAAUUGCGAUUAAAGCCGGGAUUUCAAUAUGAUGACACGUUGAAAUAAAAUAGCGUUAAAGGAAAAAUUUUGGUUUCAAUUUGGCGAGUUUGCACGCAAAUUACAACAAUCAUACACUUCCGUCGUCUAUUUAGAGCUAUGUCUGUGGUCGUUUUCGUUGUUUUAAAAAUAGAGAUGUACAUUAAUUUUAUGAGGUUCGAGCAUAGACUGUUUGUGUAGACCUUCUGGUCCUCGAGGGUGAUUUGAUAGGCUUAGGCCUAGGAUUAGUGGCCCACUUGUGGGCCGUGGGCUGGCCCGAGACGGCGGCGUGGCGCGGCCGAGGGGCCGCCCG